Molecule: messenger RNA, 1485 nt
Organism: Exophiala oligosperma
Lineage: Eukaryota; Fungi; Ascomycota; Eurotiomycetes; Chaetothyriales; Herpotrichiellaceae
Exons: 1
Coding region: 94-1485 (463 amino acids)
Biological process (GO): DNA alkylation repair; DNA repair
Cellular component (GO): nucleus
Molecular function (GO): dioxygenase activity; zinc ion binding
Source: RefSeq, a predicted model, not a curated record
AGCAACUCGAGCUACUAACACGAUCUUUGGUCAAAGCAUAGAUGAUGGCACCAAGCAGAGGUUCUUCUGUAUCUAUUGUUUUGGUCUUCCAAUAUGGAUGCCUUCGUCUCUCGCAAACGACGACGCGUCUCGUCGCCGACACAGGAUGAGACUCAGACCGCGCCCUCUAAACUUCCAGCACCUUGUUUACACGAAGAUGAAGAGGAGGAUUCAACAGAUGUCAAACUAGCUAUUCUAUCCUCUCUUCACCCAGACAGGACGCAUGAUGAUCUUCUCGAAAUCCUCCUCUGUCAUGACGGCUCAGUCGAACUCGCUCUAGAUUCCCUGUCCACAACCAAGUCGCCAGCAAAGCGCAGACAUACGACACCAGGCCUGCAGAGCGCCCUUCCGUUCCCGUCUACGGGCAAUAAAUCUCCUUCGAAGCAGCAGUUGACGAAAAAGGGCAAGACGUUACAUCUUUACACUCCCGAAGACAUUGCCAACCACACACCUUGCUCCGUCGUCCAUAACUUCCUCCCGCCUGAUCUAGCCAAUGCCCUGCUCGAAGAACUUCUUGCCGAAGUCCCAAGCUACGAAUCGAUCUCGUUCAAAAUCUUCGAUAACGUCGUCAAAUCGCCCCAUACAGCCUGUUUUUAUGUCGACUCCCUCGCCGACCUCCAGCGUCAACGAUCCGAAUAUUACUACAAUGGCAAUGAUCUGGGCGAUAUUCGCCAGAUUCUCCCCGUUAUGCAGCAGGUGAAGGUCCUCGUCCGGGACGCAGUCAAUGAACAAAUAGCCAUACGGAUUCGUGAUUUCUAUGUCGACGGCAAGAAACUCAAAUAUCAAUCUCCACAAACCUGGCAGCCCAACGCGGCAUUCGUCAAUUGUUACGACGGAGGCGCUCAGCAUGUAGGUUACCACUCUGAUCAGCUCUCCUACCUCGGCCCCAGGGCUGUGAUAGGGAGUCUAUCCCUUGGUGUGGCGCGAGAAUUUCGCGUGCGCAAGAUCGUACCCAAAGACGAGGAAAAUCCGGAUUUGGCAGCGGAUGUCUCUGGUCAGAUUGCGAUUCACCUGCCUCACAAUUCGCUACUGGUCAUGCACGCCGAGAUGCAAGAGGAAUGGAAGCAUAGUAUUGCACCAGCAGCGGUUGUCACGCCACAUCCUGUUGCGGCCAACAAAAGAAUCAACAUAACCUAUCGCUGGUACAGGGAGGAGUUUCGGCCAAAGUACAUCCCCAAAUGUCGGUGCAAGGUCCCGUGCGUACUGAAGGUGGUGCAAAAGCAGAAGGCCAAUAGAGGACGGUAUAUGUGGAUGUGCCAGGUUGGUAAUAAGCCUGGAGGGGGCGAAGGGUGUGGUUAUUUUGAGUGGGCGAAGUUCACGGAUGAUGGGGUUCCUUUGGGUUGGAAGGCUCCGGAUCAAGUCGAAGGUGACAUUGCGGACGUCUCCUCGGACCUGACUAGAAAUCGAGGAGAGGAUGCAGACAGCAGUAUCGAUGAGAGCAGAUGA